Molecule: messenger RNA, 2161 nt
Organism: Episyrphus balteatus (marmalade hoverfly)
Lineage: Eukaryota; Metazoa; Arthropoda; Insecta; Diptera; Syrphidae
Product: protein phosphatase PTC7 homolog
Exons: 5
Coding region: 355-1257 (300 amino acids)
Source: RefSeq, a predicted model, not a curated record
ACUCUACUCACAGAUAUUUUUGUUGAAAGAGGUCGAUUUUACAAUACAAAUUCAUUAAUAAUUCUUUAUCUUUUUUUUUAAGUAAGCCAGCGAAUAAAAAUCGAAACAAAAUCGAAAAUUUUAAAUUAAAUCAACAAAAAAGAAGUGGACUCAAAUAAAAUUCAAUUAAACGCAAUUCAUCGUAGUAGUAAAAAAAUGUCAAUCAAUUUUCUCGACACGAAUUUUUUAUUUCCUUUCUCUCCUUUACAAUCGACCACGAAUUGAUUUUGUGUUAAAUAUCAGAAAAUAAAUUAAAUUAAAAAAAAACUUGUGACAAAAUAAUUUGUGUUUAAAUUAACUAAAACAAUAGAAAACAUGCAUUCAUUAAGCUGGACAACGAGAUUGAUCUCACGGGCGCUCCGCAGUGGUUUUUCAACUUUAUUAGAGCCUAGUGCGUCAAGCAAAUCCCGACCACAUUUUGUGUCAGUCGUUUGUGGAUUUCCAAAAGAUUUCCUAACUUCCAAAUACAAACCCGGCAAAUAUGGAGAAGAUUCCUGGUUCAAGGCCUCCACAUCAACUGCAGACGUUUUGGGUGUCGCCGAUGGUGUUGGUGGAUGGCGAAGUUAUGGUAUUGAUCCUGGUGAAUUUUCUUCCUUCCUUAUGAAAACCUGCGAACGUCUAGUCCAUUGUGUUAAUUUUAAUCCACAACGACCAGUAAAUCUAUUAGCGUAUAGUUACUGUGAAUUACUGGAGCAAAAGAAACCUAUCUUAGGUAGUAGUACAGCAUGUGUGUUGGUACUAAAUCGAGAGAAUAGCACAGUGUACACAGCCAAUAUUGGUGAUAGUGGCUUCAUUGUGGUUCGCAAAGGUGAAAUUAUUCACAAAUCCGAGGAGCAACAACAUUAUUUCAAUACACCCUUCCAACUAUCGUUGCCACCACCCGGUCAUGGACAUAAUGUCCUUAGCGAUAGUCCUGAAUCAGCUGAUACCUUAAGCUUCCCAGUGAAGGAGGGUGAUGUGAUUCUAGUGGCAACAGACGGAGUUUUUGAUAAUGUGCCCGAGAAGCUUCUUCUUGAUGUUCUCAAAGAUGUCGAAGGAGUUACCGAUCCCGUGAAACUUCAAAUGACUGCAAAUUCACUUGCGUUAAUGGCACGCUCCUUGUCCUUUGAUAGUGAAUUUAUGUCGCCUUUUGCGAUCAACGCAAGACGAAACAAUAUCAAUGCAACCGGUGGAAAGCCAGAUGAUAUCACCGUGGUACUUGCAACUGUAUCAAUGUGAAAAUAAUUCUGUAAAACCUAUUAGUUUGUAUUUUGUAAAGCAAAUCGAUUUAUGUAACUACAUUCUCACCUCCAAGAACUGGCGUCUUAGCUCUUUGAUAUAUUCGAUUUGCAAAGAGUAUACAAAAAAAAAAAGAUUUAAAAAGCUUUUUUUUCGUACGCUGUAAUUUGAGUUCAACGUCGUUAUUAAUAUUUAGUUUUGUGAUUUUUCUCAUAAUCCUUAACGACUGUUGUUCUCGUUUUUACAAUUUACCGCUCACCUCACCCACUCCCGCUAUUGUAUAUUAUUUUUCUGUUUAUAGUUCUUAAGCUAGUAGUUUUAAGUAAACAUAAUUUAAAAAAAAAGAAAAAAAAAAUUACACAACAAAAAGUAGUUACGAUACAUUUAAAAAUUAAAGGACUGAACGCAAGCACAGAACAUAAAUACAUUUAAAAAAGAGAAAAAAAAACGGAGCUCGCUAUAGAAUGGCAAACAUAAAAAAUAUAGUAGUUAUUAUAUAAAAUUAGAAUUUAGAAAUUUAAAGAAAGAAGAAAAAAAACCUUUAGUUUCAAAUAAGCGAGAUAUAAAAGUAAUGAUAGAAAAGAGUUAUUAACUUUUUUCUGUCUAUACCUUUUACGCUGAGUAAAUCGAACGAGUGCUAUUUUAAAAUUAUUUUAGUUUGGUUACUAUAUAUAUUGCUUCCUAUAAAUGCAAAAAAACGAAAACUUUUUACUUUAAGUAUUUAAAAUUGAUUAAAGACUUUGUUUUUUUUUUUUUAGAUUUUGUUUUCGCAUAAAUGAGUCAAAGGUUUUGCGCGUGUGAGUUGAUAAAUAUCGGCAAAAACUUUAAAUGGAUAGUUAAGGAAUUUUGUGUGUCUAACUUGAAACUGACAAAUUAAAAAAAGAUUGUGUUUUUAACAAAAAAA